AUGGUCGAUAAUUCCCUAUUAUCUGAAGGUACUACACCAUAUUAUACAGAUGAACGUGAUUUUGGUCGUUUUUCUGAUCAUGUUACUGUUUGGAUUGAUAAAUAUAUUGGUGAGGAAAAUACCUAUGGAAAUUUCAAAGAAAAAUUUGAUAAUAAUAUUCAAGUACUUCAAUCAAAUAAUGUAAAUGAAAUGGAAAUUGAUGAUGAUGCUAUGUUAUGUGCUAAUCCAGAUAUGCUUAAAAAAUUAACUCAUGAUGUUUAUUGUUUAAAAUAUUUUUCUACAAUUGAAAAAGGUUUAGAAUAUAUUCAUAAAAAUUCUGAUAAGAAAAUUUUCUUUAUAUCAUCUGGUACAAUUGGAAAAAUUAUUGUACCACAAAUAGCAAAUUUAUCACAAAUUCAAGGUAUUUAUAUUUUUUGUGGUAAUAUUUCACGUCAUACAGAAUGGGCUGGUGAAUAUGUUGAUAAAAUAGUAGCAAUGCUUGAACAUCAAGAUAAUUUAUUAGAACGUCUUACACGAGAUAUUGCUGAAUAUGUAGAAAAAAAAGGUGAUGAAUAUAAAACUAAUGAUAAAAUAUUACAAGCACGAAAUUGUUAUGCAUGGUCAAAAAAAUUAUUAAUUAGAGGACAAUUAUUAGGUGAUAUUGGUACAAAAAAAUUAAUUGAUAAAAUUACAAAAAAAAUUGAUGAAGUACAAUCUUCAGCAGAAUGUCAUAGUUAA
This is a messenger RNA of Rotaria sp. Silwood1, 717 nucleotides long. The record is from the annotation of a GenBank genome assembly. Lineage: Eukaryota; Metazoa; Rotifera; Eurotatoria; Philodinida; Philodinidae.